Cuculus canorus (common cuckoo) is the source of this 1059-nucleotide messenger RNA. RefSeq names its product guanine nucleotide-binding protein G(I)/G(S)/G(O) subunit gamma-3. Bases 196 to 423 code for a protein of 75 amino acids. The transcript is spliced from 3 exons. Gene Ontology annotation, cellular component: heterotrimeric G-protein complex. Gene Ontology annotation, molecular function: G-protein beta-subunit binding. Lineage: Eukaryota; Metazoa; Chordata; Aves; Cuculiformes; Cuculidae. The record is from RefSeq and is a predicted model, not a curated record. Gene Ontology annotation, biological process: G protein-coupled receptor signaling pathway.
CCCACCCGAAGGAUGGGGUGAGUGGUGGUGGUGGUGGGGGUGUUCGCUUCUAUCUCAAUGUGGGGGCAGGGGGAGGGGCUAAGCCCUCCCCCCAGUUUUGACAGAAACAGACACACCUCACCCCACCCACCCCCAAAAUCGCAGUGGUUCCGCCCGCCCUGAGGAGAGCCGCUACGAGGAUCCGAUACGCCCCCCAUGAAGGGCGAGACCCCCGUCAACAGCACCAUGAGCAUCGGGCAGGCUCGCAAGAUGGUGGAGCAGCUCAAGAUCGAGGCCAGUCUGUGUCGCAUCAAGGUGUCGAAGGCGGCGGCCGAGCUGCUGACGUACUGCGAAGCUCACGCCUGUGAGGACCCUCUGCUCACGCCCGUCCCCACCUCCGAGAACCCCUUCCGCGAGAAGAAGUUCUUCUGCGCCCUCCUCUGAGCCCCACAAGUUAGGGGGCAGCCCCACAAGUUAGGGGGCAGCCCCACAAGUUGGGGGGCAGGCCCACAAAGGAAGGGGGAACCCCUUAGAUCGGGCGUUUCGCCUCCCACCUCCACGGUUUGCGUUGCGCUUGGGGGAGGCUGCCCCACGCUUAGGGGGCUGCCCCACACUUGUGGGGCUGCCCCACAUUUAGGGUUCAGCCCCACAAGUUGGGGGUUUCCAUCACACUUGGGGGGUUGUAUCCUAUGUCGGUGCUGCCCCAUAACUUAAAGGGGUGGUCCAUCGUACUUAGGGGGCUGCCCCACACUUGGGGGGCAGCCCCAUGACUUGGGGGGGGGCAGCCCUGUAACACUCUUCUCACACACUUAGGGGGCUGCCCCAUAGCAUGGGGGGCAGCCCCAUAACCGGGGGACAGGGGAGGUCACAUUACAACUUAGGGGGCUGCCCCAUAACUUGGGGGGCAGCCCCACACUUGGGGGGCUGCCCUAGAGCAUGGGGGGCAGCCCCAUAAGUGGGGGGGGGGCAGAAAUGUGGGGCGCCCCCUCUGCCCCACAAGCGCCCCUUCUGCCCCACAAGUGCCCCUUCUGCCCCAUAAGUGCCCCUUCUGCCCCACAGACAAUAAAGGACCCCCCCCGG